Molecule: messenger RNA, 2070 nt
Organism: Oreochromis aureus
Lineage: Eukaryota; Metazoa; Chordata; Actinopteri; Cichliformes; Cichlidae
Product: T-cell surface antigen CD2-like
Exons: 6
Coding region: 155-1195 (346 amino acids)
Source: RefSeq, a predicted model, not a curated record
AAAAAGUCUGUGGAAGCUGUGUGAGGUUCCUUUUAUUUCUGCUAAGUAAUGAAUAUGUUAGUUUUGCUUCUGUUUUUAAUGUGAUGAGCUUUUUAAAAGAGGCUGAUCAGGAGCCAUUUCUGACUAUUAACUGCUGUCUGCAUGUCAUCAAACAAUGAAAGCAGUGGUUGGAUUUAUGGUGAUUCUACUGGGGGUGUCUCAUGGUGUGGGAACUUACUGUGAUGGCAGACAGGAUGGAGCUCAGUGUUAUGGAGCUUUGGGAGGAACUGUGGACAUCCAGCUGAUGGACAGCACCUCAGAAAUACCUAGAUACCAACUGUUAAAGAAUUCAUUAAAAAUACUAUAUGUGAGAGAGAAAAUGAUUCUCUCUAAUACCAUAAAACAUAGAUCUGUCUUUUUUCCUAGUAAUGGAACAUUUAGGAUCAAUAACUUGAGCAGGACAGACAGUGGUAAUUAUACCUUUCAAACCUUUGAUUCAAAUGGAAGAUCAUCAGGCGAGCGGACUUUAGGGUUGUUUUUUCAAGCUCCCGUGUCCUCUGUCCUGCUGGUCUCUGAGUGUCUGUCCCAGGGAGAGAUGAGGGUGUCCUGCUCCUCUGAGGGAGGGGACAGUCCUCAGUACAGCUGGACUCUGGAUGGACGCACACUGACAGAUGCUGAGCUCCUUCCUGGAAAUAUUAAGACUAACAUCAUCACUCUGAAACAGCACGUCUCAGGACAUCUGGUCUGCUCAGUCGAAAACCUCGUUAGUAAAGUCUCCAAAGAACAGAGGAUAUCUACCUGUGGCUUCAUUUUCAUCAACUGCACUUCAGUCAAUGGGACACAAGUAUCAGGGUGGGUGUAUGAAGCCAAUAACACCCUGUGCAUUGAAUCAACAAGUGAACCUACCACAACCACACAAACUGCAGUGGGAAAUUUGCCACUGAUCAGUGGUGUUCUCUCAACACUUAUAAUUUUCUUAGUUGUGGUUGGAACAGCAAUCUGUGCUCAACGGAAAAAGCAAAACAGCAAAGCAAAAGAGGAAGAAAAUGACCAGGAAGAAAUCUUUGCUGAUCUCAGGGUCGUGAAACGGCAGGCGAAACAACUGGAGAAAAGAGCGGAGCUAGAGUUUGGCCAAGUCAAGUAUUCAAAGCGUCCUCGGCAGACUGAACCAACAGGAGAUGAUUGUUUGUAUGUUAACGUCCAUAAAUUCAGGUGAUUUAAGUGUUCAGUGCUUUUACACAGACUGCAUCACAGAAGAUCCAUGGAGAGAAGAGCUGAUGUUAAAAUGUCUGAAGGUCUUUUAUUUAAUGUGAUUUCCCAUCAGAAAAAUGUAAAAAGCUAAUACUUACUGAUUUAUUUUACUUUCAUCUGUAUUAUACCAGAGGGAUACACAUGUAUUCUUUUAUGAUCUCUUGAUUUACAGAUAGUAUGUUACAUAAACACUGUGAGUGUUUUCUGCUUUUAUAUUCUGCAGACACUCUAAUACAGGGGUCUCAAACUCAAUUUAGCUGGGGGCCGCUGGAGGCAGAGUCUGGGUCAGGCUGGGCCGCAUUAGGUUUUCCACAAGAAAGGCAUGAUUAAAAAAUUCCAAUCUUCUCAAAUCUCUUUAUUAUUUUUUUUAACACAAAAUAAGAUGAAAAAUAAAUAAACAAAUUAAGAAUUAAUAAGAAAAUAAAUCAAUCUGUAAUACAUAAAUAAAAUAAUAAUAAGAUAUUUUUAGUCAGUGAACUUAUGUGUUUUUUUCAGUCUUCUAUAUCUGCUGUAUUUAGAUUCAAAUGUCUGUAUUAACAGUUCUAUAACCUUCUUCUGAACAUGAAUGGAACACUGUAGAAAAUGAACUGUUCUUCUGAACAUGGCUUCUCUUACUCCUUGCUGCUAGAGACCUGGCAGCGUUUCCUCUCGCAUAGCCGAGCCAGAUUUGGCCUGAGGGAGGAAGCAGUUGAGACCCUCAGUAUGUCUUGAAGAUGAUCAUCCGUAAGUCUGGACCUGUACUUGGACUUAUUGAAGUUCAAAGUGGAGAAGAGCUUUUCGCACAAGUAUGUGCUACCAAAAAGGCACAUGGUCCGCUUGAACAUUCGGGAAAGCCGAGGG